GACGGAGUUGUUCAGCAUGCCAAUCUCUCCUCUUCCUGAGGAUAGCGUCCGCCGGCUUGGGUCAUCCCUUGUCAUCACCAGCCCGGUGCUCCUGCUUAAGGAACUCAUCGAGAACGCCAUUGAUUCCGGAGCCACCUGCAUCGAAAUCCUAGUCUCCCAAAACACGGUCGACAAACUUGAGGUGAGGGAUAAUGGCCGUGGUAUUCACCCGGAUGACCUGGACUUUCUUGGCCGCCCAGGCCACACGAGCAAGCUUAGGUCCCUUGAUGAACUGAAUGACCUUGGUGGGAACACGCUUGGAUUCCGCGGAGUUGCGCUGGCAAGUGCCAACCGCCUGGGGGAUGUUUCAGUGAUCAGCAGAGUCUCAUCCGAGCCCGUCGCUGCCGUGGUCUCCCUCGCAAAAGGGGGUGGCAUCGGCACACAACGCCAUGCUGCUGCUCCAGUAGGCACCAUUGUCUGCGUUACGGGGCUGUUCAAGGGCCUUCCCGUUAGACUACGGGUUGCCGUCAAGGAAGCGGCAAGGAACCUCGCCAAGAUGCAGGAACUACUACAGUCUUAUGCCCUUACAAGACCAUGGCUGAGGCUGAGAUUCACAGUGCUGAAGAGUCCAAAUCUGUCGUGGUCUUACGCCCCUGUGCCGGGCGGAAGUGUCACAGAGGCGGCCAUGCAACUAUUCGGCACCGCACUCGCGUCUCAGUGCACCUUCAGGACGUUUCCUGGCGUAGAGUCACAAUCAGACGCGGACCCUACCAACACGCUGGUGUGCGAAGCGCUCCUGCCAAGGCCCGGCGCUGACCCUGACAAGAUUAACAAAGGUGCCUUCCUCUCUGUGGACUCCAGACCGGUUUCUGCAAAGCGUGGUACGGCUAAGAAGCUCGUCUCCAUUUUCAAGAAGAGAAUGGGAGUCUCUCUCAACCCGUCUCGCUCAGACGACGUGCCCAGGGAACCCUUCAUCAGGUUGAAUAUCCGCUGUCCACCAGGCACUUACGAUGUCAACGUCGAGCCGUCGAAGGACGAUGUUCUGUUCAAGGACGAACAACGCAUUCUUGAUCAGUUUGAAUCCUUUCUCUCGCUUGUCUACCCUGUCCCUGAGCCUUGCGACUCGCCUCGUCCAUCUGUACCCGCGGUCGUAGCCGGCUGUGAACGGUCACCGUGUGAGACACCCUCUGCCGUGUCCGCUAAUCCUCCUAGCCGUCCUUUAGCGCCACUGAAUACGGUUUCAUCGUGGAAAGUUGACAUGUACUCGAGCCUUGAAGAUAUGGACGGUGGCGACAACAGUGGUGACCUUGAUGCGGAACAAAGCCCACAACGGGGAGCCGACGAGGUCCCGGCUUCUGGGCCCGAAGAUGACAUGAGCGAAGCUAUCAAGGGCCAAUCUUCAAAAGAAGGCCUAAACCCAUGGUCCAUCGCCAGGCUAACCAGCUCCAACCGGAGAGGCGACCCGCUGGCCAACGAGCGGAAACAGGAGGUUCGCCAACAAGCUCCAUUACAACUUCCCGUGCACGGCUCGGCCAUUGACACCGAUGGAACCUCGGCGCUGGCCACGAGGGCUUCGGGCGCGGGUGACAGACUGGAAUUUCAGCCCAGCCACCAAGUCCUUGACCAUCCGGCUUCUGAAGGCAAGUCUCUGCGAGAUGUUCUUGGCCACGUACAACACCGAGCAUCCGCCAGCUCCGCUUGGUCCUCGAACCGCCGAACCCGGUCGCGCCGGAAUCACGUCCUGCAGAGCCCGCCGACGUCCUCCCCCCGUGAAUACGACUACGACGCAGUUAGCUCAGGGGAACGCCGAGCCCAACGACCCGCGAGGCGCUCAGACGGCCUGGUGCAAGCUCAGAUAUCGUUCGAUAGGAACAACAGGCGGCAAGGGCACCAUGAUCGAGUUAGACUUGACGGCAACCAGCUGCUGUCAGAGCCCGUCAGUCGGAACCCGCGCAUAAGAACUUCGGCUUCGGCUGCAGCACAUCGUUUGUGGUCCGAAGAAGGGAAUUUCAUGUUUGGGGGCCCUGCUGGCAUCAACGCCGGCCGUGAAAGAGAUACUAGGCCUGAUGAAGAGACGCAGUGGCCAGGUUCGGCAAUAGAUGAUGCAAGGGCGCAGCUCAUCAAGCAACAACGUCUCGGGACACAGAACCCACAGAGGAAGUCGAGGAGAACGAAGACAGAGCAGCUACCCCUCGAGACGAUUCCACACGAACUACAGACAUGUACACUCUUGAUAACAGUAAGGGCAAACGUAGACCGAGUGGCACAGCUGCUUACCAAAGUCUCUCGGUUCGACACUUGGUUCGUUGAUGGGAAGCUGAGAGGCGCGUUUGAGGAUUUGACCAGUCCCGAGGAGAAGGCCAAGCUAGUUGAACCUCUCCUAGCCCACAUUAGCCACGGGCGUGCAGUGGCAACGUGA
Messenger RNA from Chaetomium strumarium, 2398 nucleotides. RefSeq lists its product as uncharacterized. Gene Ontology annotation, molecular function: ATP binding; ATP-dependent DNA damage sensor activity; mismatched DNA binding. Gene Ontology annotation, biological process: mismatch repair. Bases 17 to 2398 code for a protein of 793 amino acids. NCBI's taxonomy places the organism in Eukaryota, Fungi, Ascomycota, Sordariomycetes, Sordariales, Chaetomiaceae. The record is from RefSeq and is a predicted model, not a curated record. Gene Ontology annotation, cellular component: MutLalpha complex. The transcript is spliced from 3 exons.